This is a messenger RNA of Eucalyptus grandis, 1427 nucleotides long. Its product is annotated as 1,4-dihydroxy-2-naphthoyl-CoA synthase, peroxisomal. The record is from RefSeq and is a predicted model, not a curated record. Gene Ontology annotation, cellular component: cytosol. Gene Ontology annotation, biological process: menaquinone biosynthetic process. Lineage: Eukaryota; Viridiplantae; Streptophyta; Magnoliopsida; Myrtales; Myrtaceae. The transcript has 9 exons. Gene Ontology annotation, molecular function: 1,4-dihydroxy-2-naphthoyl-CoA synthase activity. Bases 28 to 1206 code for a protein of 392 amino acids.
UUUAAGGAAUGCGUUUCCCAAUAUGACAUGAUGACAAAAAUCACCCAAUCGAAUCAUCCAAAACCCACAAGACAGCAGGUCGACAAUGGCCUCCUUAUCCAUCCCUUUCACAGAAACCACAGAGAGAGCGAGAGCGCUUCACUUGCUACUGCCUGCUUCCACCUCCCUCCUCCUCCAAUGGCGGAUACGUCGGACGAGGGGAUGCACGCCGUCGCGAGGAGGGUCGCUGCCGUCGCCAACCACCUGUCCCCUCCCGACCCCGCCCCGAAGGCGGGACGGUCCUCUGUCUCCGCUCGGCCCUGCGGCGGCGGCGGCGGCGGCUCCAUGAAGGACUCCUACCAGCGCAUUCACGGCGAGGUCCCCGACCAUCCGGUCGUGUGGAGGACCGCGGACGAUGGGUCGGGCCCGGAGUUCACCGACGUCAUCUACGAGAAAGCUGUCGGCGAAGGAAUCGCCAAGAUUACGAUCAAUAGGCCGGAGAGAAGAAAUGCGUUCAGGCCGAAGACGGUCAAGGAGCUGAGCCGCGCAUUUAACGAUGCGAGAGACGAUGUUUCGAUCGGGGUCAUCAUUCUCACUGGAAAGGGAACCAAGGCAUUCUGCAGCGGUGGUGACCAGGCUUUGAGAACGAAGGAUGGUUAUGCUGAUCCCGAUGAUGUCGGCAGGCUAAAUGUCCUGGAUUUGCAGGUCCAAAUUAGGCGUCUCCCUAAGCCAGUAAUAGCAAUGGUUGCCGGCUAUGCCAUUGGAGGAGGGCAUAUACUGCAUAUGGUUUGUGAUCUGACAAUUGCUGCUGAUAAUGCUAUUUUUGGUCAAACUGGUCCUAAGGUUGGAAGCUUUGAUGCUGGUUAUGGAAGUUCAAUCAUGUCUCGAUUGGUUGGGCCUAAAAAGGCACGUGAAAUGUGGUUUUUGGCGAGGUUCUAUACAGCUUCUGAAGCAGACAAGAUGGGACUCGUUAAUAUUGUUGUGCCGCUAGAGAAUUUGGAGCAGGAAACAAUCAAGUGGUGCAGAGAGAUAUUGAGAAAUAGCCCAACGGCAAUCAGGGUGCUCAAAUCAGCCCUUAAUGCAGUUGAUGAUGGCCACGCAGGGCUUCAGGAACUAGCUGGAGAUGCAACACUUCUAUUCUAUGGAACCGAGGAAGGGAACGAGGGCAAAACAGCAUACAUGCAGAAGAGGCGGCCGGAUUUCUCUAAAUUCCCUCGACUUCCAUGACACCGUAUUUCUGUUCUUGUUAUAUUUUGGCCAAGCGUGUACGAGUAGUUCGUUUAGUAGCUGUAACUAGGUGAAAUCGAAUCAUAGCACAACGGAAAUGAUUAUCGAUAUCGAUAGGUUCAGGUUCAGGCCAUGUUGUUGCUUCAAUGUGAAUGUCAAAAAGCGCUUCCGGAUCACAGGAAAACUCUAUGGAAUUUCAUUUUCAGUGUUGUUUCCUUCUA